Molecule: messenger RNA, 2463 nt
Organism: Arabidopsis thaliana (thale cress)
Lineage: Eukaryota; Viridiplantae; Streptophyta; Magnoliopsida; Brassicales; Brassicaceae
Gene: AtPOT1a
Product: Nucleic acid-binding, OB-fold-like protein
Exons: 12
Coding region: 742-2145 (467 amino acids)
Biological process (GO): telomere maintenance
Cellular component (GO): nucleus; chromosome, telomeric region; cytoplasm
Molecular function (GO): DNA binding; single-stranded telomeric DNA binding
Source: RefSeq, marked reviewed
CUCUAAAUUAUAUUGGAUUAUCUUUUAGAGAACCUAAAACUUUAUAUUUGAGGGAUAGAGUAUCUCUUGGAGAUGCUCGUGGUAGUUCAAUAUUGUACCUUAACUGUAACGUAAAUGUUGUUAUCUUUACUUAGACGUCUUUGAUAUGUAAAAAUUCUAUCUCUGUAUCCUGUUUGUACUGGCCUCUCCAAGGUUCACCAUUAUUGGAUGAUGCACUGGGUUGAUAUAUAUAACAUAACUUUUUGGCAAAAAAAAGAAACAAGAAAAAAAAAACAGUCUCUUUGGCGAUAGCGAUUUGGUCGGAGAUUUCUCCGAUUACAUUGAUUGGGACUUUAGUGAAUCUUCACAGAAGCAACUUCACGGAGAACGGCGAGAAGAAUGUGGAAUUGAGAGCGUCGUUAGAGGAUCGAGAAGCGUCGGCCGUUUCACUGGAGAGAUCUAGUGUUGUUCGUUGAUGAAGGGGUUCUAAUUUCGAUACCUAACGGAAUUGAUCAUUGAUAAGGUCUCAUUCCGGUGGCAAUCGUCGUCGCCGGAAACAAUGUGCACAGAUACGACCUUGAGGGGAUGAUUCAAGUGAGAGAAAGAUAAAGUUUUUUUGCCUUCAGUCUGAUUCUGCAUUGAAUACUUCCAGUGGGCUGCAGGUUGGUGCUUAGUGUUCUGUUGAUACUCAUUCCACAUAUUACCACUCUCUAAUUUUGUGACGUCAGGAUAAUACUUAAAAACGUUGUAGCAAAGCGGGAGAUGGCGAAGAAGAGAGAGAGUCCCAAGCUCAUCAAAAUCAAAGACGCCAUUAAACUCAUCAACCAACAAGUCAGUCUCAUUGGUAUCGUCCUUGAACAAAGAGAACCAAAACAAUGUCGCAACAAUGAUUGGAUUUGUACGCUACGGAUAAUUGAUGAUACGUAUCCAAGUCCUGGACUUACUGUUAAUGUAUUUAGUAAGACUCUUGAACAACUUCCUCAAAUCAAGAACCACGACGACAUGAUUCUGUUUACUCGCAUUAAGAUGCAAACUUUUGAUAGUGGAGAAAGAGUAAAUGCUGCUUGUAGUAGAUGGGUUUCUUCCUUUGCCUUGUUCGAAGGUGUGGAUUUUGUUUGUUACCAAUGUAGUACCAAUUUUCAUGAAGAAGAAGCAUUAUACAAGAGUGCCAUGGAUGAUUUACGCAAAGUUUUUGCGGGUUGUAGCCAAGUUAUUAAAGCUAUGCAGAGUAUAUCUUACAGAACAAAACCUUGCUCCGAAGUUUUUUCCUUCUUGAGAGAGAUCAAGAUAGGAAAACGCUUUGAUUUGGUGUGCAGGAUUCUCCAUGCCGAUGAAGAUACUAGCGCUGUUUUUGUUUGGGACGGGACUGAUGCACCCCCAGCAUCUAUUCUGGCUAAGAGAAGUGAAGAAGACAAGGCAUUUAGCAGUCUCUCUGUUCAUACUUUACUGUCAAGAGAUGUACUGCUCAGCUUUCCAACCGUUGGAACGAUCUUGAGAGUUCAUCUAAGCAGUCAUCUAUUUUAUCGGGUUAAACCUGGUGAUUGGGUGAAACUUUACCAUUUACUCUGUGAAGUUGAUAGAGGAUCUUGGGUAAUCAAAGUUACCAGCUCUACAAAGGUUCAUCAUCUCGCUCAAGAUGAUCGUUUAGUUGAAAAGAUCAUGAGGAUAUAUGAUAAGAGACUAUCAUCAAAGUUGGGACACAUUUCAUUCUGGUGUUUUCCGUCACCUCCUGGAUUAACAGAGACAGAUGACAAUUGUGCCCCAUUUGUUACACUGAUGGACAUCAUAACAUUCCCCAAGGUUACAUGCAAGUACAGAUGUAUUGUUCGGGUUGUAGCUGCAUAUCCUUGGCAAGUAGAGGAUUUCUGUUCAGAUGAGAAUCGCCGUCACCACCAAGUUUUGUUGACACUGGAGGAUUCAACAGCGACUUUAGAGGCUUUCUUAUGCAAUAAAGACGCAGAGUACUUUUGGGGUUUAGGGUUUCAGGACACAGAGACGCUGAGGAAGAAGCGGAAUUGGUUGCUCGGUAUACGGGAAAGCUCGAACUUUGUGGCUCCAAGAAAUCCACCAUGGAUCGAGUGCUGCAUCCUCUCCUACUAUACUAACAAAGCUGACCCGUGGAAUACUAGAUUAUACAGAAUCUUUGGUACUAGACUACUUCAUUAAGUAUUUGUAAGUGUUAAAAGAGGAUUAAAUAGUUUAGUAUUAGGCUCAUGUUAAGAAUGUUGGAUUUGGCUUACUUAAGUAUGGUAGUUGUGUUGUUUUAGUUCAUGAAGACCUUGUAACCAAAAGAACAUCUUCAUGAUAUUAACCAAAUCCAAAGACUGAACACAAAAAUAUCUUCCUCUAGACCUAAAGAGUUAAUAGAAGCAGCAGGCAAUAUACACAUUUUCAUUGUGGAACAACUCUACCUUGUUCAAAGUUUUAAAAUGGUUUCGACCUGUGGAAUGUUUCACUAACAGUCCUUCAUAAAACUCCACAAUC